GUUAAAGACGAAUCUGCAGGCAACCGCCCAGAGUGAGUCACUCCAGAGACCAGACAUUAUAACGGCAGUGCCCUCCUGUUUUAGAUAGAGAGGCCCUUGGUUCUGGAAGACUUUGAUCAGCUCCUUGCUACUUACUAAGGCUCAAACAACUAGACCUCUUAGCUGGUGCAAGAUGUCGCCUACACCCUCGGUCAACAACGGGAGUAUUUUUCAGCACAGUGAUGCUUCAGAAUUAGGAGGGGAGAGGACGAAGAAGACGAGGGGUAGGGGUAACCCUUCUGAUGAAAAUCACCAAAAGCAGCAACAGCAUAUGGCCAACGCCGCCAGAGACCCGGGUGAUAAGCCAGACUCCCCAUGUUCGAGGGAGGAGUCAGGACCGGAUGUGAAACAGAGAUCAUCUAGUUUGAUACCAGACUUUGAUGGCUUGAGCCGACCAGGCAUUGGGACCCAAGCAAGACUUGAAGAGUCUUCUGAGCAAGCAGCAGAGCGACUUAGCAAGAUGUGUAAUGCAGUUAGGACCAUCCUUGAAUGCGUCGGUGAAGACCCAGCCCGGUCAGGGCUCCUCAACACCCCCGAGCGAUACGCCAAGGCCCUGAUGUUUCUUACAAAAGGCUACGGCGAGAAGAUCCAGGAUAUCGUUAACAACGCCAUCUUCCACGAGAGUCACAGCGAGAUGGUGGUAGUCAAGGACAUUGAGAUCUUCAGCAUAUGCGAGCACCACAUGUUGCCAUUCACAGGGAAGAUGCACAUCGGAUACAUCCCCUAUCACUCCGUCAUCGGUCUCUCGAAGCUGGCCCGAAUUGCCGAAAUGUUCAGCCGUCGCCUCCAGAUCCAAGAGAGGCUGACCAAGGAGGUUGCAAAUGCCCUUAUGGAAAUCCUCAAACCACAGGGCGUAGCUGUACUUAUGGAAUCCAGUCAUCUUUGCAUGGUUAUGAGAGGCGUGGAGAAGUCGGUCUAGAUGUAGUUAGAUGUGCUUUCCCUUUCACAUAGAACGAGAGGAACCCUUGUCUAUGUCGCCACCGUGAACAUGUGCGGAGUUGGCGGAAUGGAGAGGUCAUGCGGCGACGUUGCGUGAUUUCUCACCGAAACAGGCGGCUGCCAUGGCGGAAUCUCUUGGAUCACCGUCAAUUUGCGGCUCAGGACGCACCGCCGAAGCUGCGUUGUAGGGCGGCCGUUGAGGUGAACCCGAUAAGAGGAAUGUCGUUGGUUGGAGUCACAG
Molecule: messenger RNA, 1219 nt
Organism: Canariomyces notabilis
Lineage: Eukaryota; Fungi; Ascomycota; Sordariomycetes; Sordariales; Chaetomiaceae
Product: GTP cyclohydrolase I
Exons: 3
Coding region: 173-958 (261 amino acids)
Biological process (GO): tetrahydrofolate biosynthetic process; tetrahydrobiopterin biosynthetic process
Cellular component (GO): cytoplasm
Molecular function (GO): GTP binding; zinc ion binding; GTP cyclohydrolase I activity
Source: RefSeq, a predicted model, not a curated record